CGUGAGGGUGUGAGGAUAGCGGAGGACGGCGCCGGAGCGGCUCUUCUUUCCGUUUAAGCGUGCCUCCACAAAACAGUACAAACAAUGGCUGACAACAGUGCAUUAACGUCUCCUACUGAGAUAACUAAUUUGGCAGAUUCUUCUAUUUUUGAUUCUAAAGUUACUGAAACUUCCAAGGAAAACUUGUGCAUGGUUUCUUCUUCAAAUGUUGAUGAAGAAAUGCCUCAGGUUGAAACAAGACUGAUACUGGUCCAGGAAGCUGGGAAACAGGAAGAUCUUCUCAAGGCAGUAAAGACUGUUAAGAUAAUGGAAGUCCCCGUUAUAAAGAUAAAAGAAAGUUGUCCUGGAAAAUCGGAUGAAAAAUUAAUAAAAGGUGUUAUUAAUAUGGAAAUCAAAGUGCCCUGUGUAAAGAUGGACUCAAUGGAAGAAUUUGGAAGUUUGGAUUCCCCAGAAUUUGAGAACGUGUUUGUAGUCACUGACUUCCAGAAUUCUGUCUUCAAUGACUUGCGCAAGACUGACUGUAGAAUCGUUGGACCUCCAGUUAUACUCAGCUGUGCCCAAAAGGGAGAGUCCUUGCCAUUCUCCUGUCGGCCGCUGUACUGUACCAGCAUGCUGAACCUGGUGCUGUGCUUCACUGGGUUCAGGAAGAAGGAGGAGCUCGUGAAAUUGGUGACAUUGGUUCAUCAUAUGGGUGGAGUUAUUCGAAAAGAAUGUAAUUCCAAAGUAACACAUCUGGUGGCAAAUUGCACACAAGGAGAAAAAUUCAGGGUUGCUGUGAGCCUGGGCACUCCCAUUGUGAAGCCAGAGUGGAUUUAUAAAGCAUGGGAAAGACGGGAUGAGCAGUGUUUCUGUGCAGACAUUGAUGACUUUAGAAAUGAAUUUAAAGUUCCUCCAUUUCAAGAUUGCAUUUUAAGUUUCCUGGGAUUUUCAGAUGAAGAGAAAAACAGUAUGGAAGAAAUGACUGAAAUGCAAGGAGGCAGCUGUUUACCAGUUGGGGAUGAAAGGUGCACCCACCUUAUUGUUGAGGAGAAUGCAGUAAAGGACCUUCCAUUUGAACCUUCCAAGAAACUUUUUGUUGUCAAGCAAGAGUGGUUCUGGGGAAGCAUUCAAAUGGAUGCUCGUGCUGGAGAGACGAUGUAUUUGUAUGAAAAGACGAACACUCCCGAGCUCAAGAAGUCGGUGUCUCUGCUGUCUCUGAGCACUCCAAACAGCAACCGCAAAAGACGCAGACUGAGAGAAACCCUGGCUCAGCUCUCCAGAGAGACCGACCUCUCCCCUUUCCCGCCACGGAAGCGGCCCUCGGCUGAGCAUUCCCUUUCUAUUGGCUCACUCCUUGAUAUCUCCAACACACCCGAGUCUAGCAUUCACUAUGGAGAGACACCCAAGUCUUGUACUAAGUCUUCUAGAAGUUCUACUCCAGUUCCUGCAAAGCAGUCAGCCAGGUGGCAAGUGGCCAGAGAGCUCUACCAGACGGAGAGUAAUUACGUCAAUAUCCUGGCAACAAUCAUUCAAUUAUUUCAGGUGCCCUUAGAAGAAGAAGGGCAACGUGGUGGACCUAUUCUUGCACCAGAGGAGAUCAAGACUAUUUUUGGGAGCAUCCCGGAUAUCUUUGAUGUGCAUAUGAAGAUAAAGGAUGAUCUUGAAGACCUUAUUGUUAAUUGGGAUGAGAGCAAAAGCAUUGGUGACGUUUUUCUUAAAUAUUCAAAAGAUUUGGUAAAAACCUAUCCUCCGUUUGUAAACUUCUUUGAAAUGAGCAAGGAAACAAUAAUUAAAUGUGAAAAACAGAAGCCCAGAUUUCAUGCAUUUCUCAAGAUAAAUCAAGCUAAACCAGAGUGUGGUCGGCAGAGCCUUGUGGAACUUCUCAUCCGGCCAGUACAGCGACUACCCAGCGUUGCUUUACUUCUAAACGAUCUUAAGAAGCAUACAGCUGACGAAAACCCUGACAAAAGCACUUUAGAAAAAGCUAUUGGAUCACUAAAAGAAGUAAUGACGCAUAUCAAUGAGGAUAAAAGAAAAACAGAAGCACAGAAACAAAUUUUUGAUGUAGUUUAUGAAGUAGAUGGAUGCCCAGCUAAUCUAUUAUCUUCUCAUCGAAGCUUAGUACAAAGAGUGGAAACAGUUUCUUUAGGCGAGUACCCCUGUGACCGAGGAGAGCAGGUUACUCUCUUCCUCUUCAAUGACUGCCUCGAGAUAGCGAGAAAACGGCAUAAAGUUAUCGGUACUUUUAGAAGUCCUCAUGACCGCACCCGACCGCCAGCUUCUCUUAAGCAUAUUCAUCUAAUGCCUCUUUCACAGAUUAAGAAGGUGUUGGACAUCAGAGAGACGGAAGACUGUCAUAAUGCUUUUGCCUUGCUGGUGAGGCCACCAACAGAGCAGGCCAACGUACUGCUCAGCUUCCAGAUGACAUCAGAGGAGCUUCCAAAAGCGGACUGGCUGAAGAUGCUAUGCCGACACGUUGCCAACACCAUUUGUAAAGCAGAUGCUGAGAAUCUUAUGUAUGUGGCUGAUCCAGAAUCUUUUGAAGUAAAUACAAAAGAUAUGGAUAGUACAUUGAGUCGGGCAUCUAGAGCAAUAAAAAAGACUUCAAAAAAGGUUACAAGAGCGUUCUCUUUUUCCAAAACUCCCAAGAGAGCUCUGCGGAUGGCUCUCUCAUCGUCCCAUAGCUCAGAGGGAAGGAGUCCUCCCAGUAGUGGCAAACUUGCCGUGAACCGUCUAUCCAGCACAUCAUCCUUAGCGGGUAUUCCGUCUCCCUCCCUUGUCAGCCUCCCUUCUUUCUUUGAACGGAGAAGUCAUACAUUGAGUAGAUCUACAACUCACUUGAUAUGAAAUUUAAUCCACGGGAUCUCAUACUUCAAUAAGAUGCUGACGUAAAUGGUACUUCUUAUUAGCACUUGGUGAAAGUCUAAGCAACACUAACCAAUGCCAUUUUAUGUUCUUGAAAAACUACUUUUCUUAAAUUUUUCAAGAUAACCCAUGUAAAAAAAAAUUGAUUUCGAUGUAAUUUAUCUCUUUGACUCUCAUAUCCAAAGACCCGUAACUUAAGUUAUUCAUGA
Messenger RNA from Chionomys nivalis (European snow vole), 3053 nucleotides. It is a transcript of the gene Ect2, whose product is annotated as epithelial cell transforming 2. Gene Ontology annotation, molecular function: guanyl-nucleotide exchange factor activity; GTPase activator activity. The coding region runs from base 85 to 2826 and encodes 913 amino acids. Lineage: Eukaryota; Metazoa; Chordata; Mammalia; Rodentia; Cricetidae. The record is from RefSeq and is a predicted model, not a curated record. Gene Ontology annotation, cellular component: nucleus; cell cortex. Gene Ontology annotation, biological process: nervous system development; mitotic cytokinesis; regulation of cytokinesis, actomyosin contractile ring assembly. The transcript is spliced from 25 exons.